UCUGCUCAAAUCAUCAACAUUCAUAGCAGUUUUCCUAUCGUCGAAAAAGAAGUACUCAGCAUUAAUAUCAAUGUUGUAGAGUUUUCUGAUCUCCUUUAUCAGCAUCAUGCCGGCUAUUCACAUCGCUGUACAUCCUCUGCCGGGAACAGUGGAAGAGCUACACGAAAGGCUGAAGGAGGUUUCAGAGUCAAAGGAAAAGAGUGGUUUCUUGAGUUCUCCAGUUCUUCAAGCACUUAAGGAUCAAGUGAUAAAAGAAUGUGUGGUUGGACCAAGGCAUGUUGCAUUUCUUUUGGAGAAUGGACAAGUUUGCCGUGUUCCUUUCACUCUUCAUCCAGACAAGCUGGAUCUGUCAUCCAGAGACAUAACUGUGGAAGAAGAUAACAGCAAUACUGCUGCAAGGUCUGCAUCUCACAUAGUUCUACAUGCAGUUGGUGGUGGAAGUCGUGGUCAAGGUGAAAACUCCUGGGUUCUUUCAAACAGUGGAGAAACUCUGAGUGGUCUCACAGGACACCCAGUUAUCAGUCGUUGGGGUUCAGCUCCAUCAGCCAUGUCAUUAAGGACAUCUGCUCGUGCACCAGUGCGUGGGCGUGGCCGUGUAGUACGAAGGGGUGCAAGAGGGGGAGCAUCUGGGUGGGCAAUAGGCUCUCGUGCUGUGCCACCAACAGCUGUUCCAGAAGAACUUGUUAAUCAGGCUCAAGUUGUGCUUCAAGGGAAAUCAAGGGCUGCCAUCAUCAGAGAGCUUCAGAGAACAAAUCUUGAUGUGAAUUUGGCAGUGAACAAUCUUCUCAGCAGAGACGAAGAUGAUGGGGAUGAUGAUGAUAACCCAGAGUACCUUCCUGGAGAUGACCUUAUGUCCCUACUAGAUGCUGGUGUACAUGUGGAUGAUCCAUCUUUUGUUGUGGAUCCAGAGGCAAUAUUUUCAGAGGACAUGUUUUAUAGUUCACAGUAUGGAACAAUUCAUCGACGUCCUAACAGUAGUGCCAGGGCUUCAAGAACUGCAACAGAGAGAGAAUCAGAACGUGACAGGGAAAGAAGUAGGGAAAGGGAGGCACUGAGGAGAGAGAGGGACCGAUGGCUUGGGAACAUCCAUGGAGGGGCUCUUGACUGUGGGACAUCAGGCAGUGCCCCCAAACAACCACCUCAGGACAAGGUACCUUCUCAGAGUUUCUCUGCUGAUCCUGUGAGUGUGGCAGAUCUACUUCAAUGGUGGCAAACAGGCACGGAUGGUGUUUUCCCAUGCUUUACCCACAUUGCUGCCAUGUAUUCAGAGCUGAUAUGUGUAGGGGCUGAUGGGAAGCUGUACCAAUGGAAAUGGGAAGAUCCUCUUCCCUACAAAGAGCAAGAUGCGGCAAUAUAUCAUCCCAGGGUCAGGUCUCUUGGUCUUGCAGAUGAGAAGGUUGUGGCUGUAUCUGCUUCCUCUAUAAGGGCAUCUGUACUCACAGAGACUGGAAAGGUAGCUACAUGGGUUGAUGAAACUCUUAGCUCUAUUGCCAGUAAACUGGAGCAUGCCACCCAAGGAUUCUCAGAGUUCUCUGGAGACAAAGUUGUAGCAAUUCACACAUGCUCACUGUACACUUGUGCCCAAAUGUCAUCUGGAGCCUUGUACUGGUGGGGUGUACUGCCGUUUGAGCAGAGAAAGAAACUGUUGGAAAAAGCUCGUGCCAGGGCAAGAAGAAAUCGCACAACCUUUACUAGCUGCAUCGUGCGUGGUGUUCAGGUCUGUUUGCGUAGCUGUCCUCUGUAUCAUCCUGGCUCUAUUGGUAUCAACAUCUCCUCUGGCAUUCCACGCAUGGGACAGUUGUUAGAAUCAGCUUGGAAUUUGGAUGAGAAGUGCCGUUUUAAAGUCCUUCCACUGGGAAAUGAGGAAGCCAGCUGUAGUCCACCAGUUAUCGAUGAACAAGAUAGUGAUGUUCCUGGCUCUCUUGGCUUGAAGCGGAAAAAGGAUCCAUCAUUAGAUUCCGCUGAGGAUAAAUCAGUUCAGGACUGGGAUUUGAAGGAUGUUAUAUUUGUAGAAGAUAAGCGGAACAUACCUGUUGGAAAAGUGCUCAAGGUUGAUGGACCGUACGCCGCAGUUAAAUUCCCACCCAAAGACACUUCCCUUCAUGCUGCUGCUUUGUUAAAUGAAGAAAAUAGUUCUCUUUUACAAGAUGUGCGGCUUCUGCGCAAGGACGAGCUUCAGCUGGUCAAGUCAUCUGCUGCCAAUAAGAUUCCUGAUUGUAUUCAGCGGACACCAAAGUUGCUCUCCGUUCCAUUGGGCACCAGACCUCUUGCGGUAACUGUCAACUGUAAAGGAGUUCAUGUGAUGUUGAAGACGUCAACUGGCGUUCGCUAUGCUCUCUACAGCUUAGCAUCUUCCAAACCCGAACCCGGAGGAACGAUGCCAAAAGACUGCGCAGCCUUCCUUAGUCAGCCUGGAGUGAAAGAUAUUCAGCUAUACCCAACAGGAGAUGAUUCUCUAAUAAUGAUGACAGACACAAACGGAGCAUUGUUCCCUCUUUCAAAGAACUUUCUCGGAACUGUCAAAGAUCCAGCUUGGACUGAUCUUCCACCUUUGCAAAGUCUUGGUGUGGGUGUCACUUCUCUCAGACCAGGAACUGAGUGCAAAACCCGAGCCUUGGUGGUAGUGUUGGCUGUACAAAACCAGCAGCUAAUGACUCACAUUUUGAAGUGUGACUUUGAAGCUAUUAAACAGUUUCUUGAUUCCAUGGAGGCAGAUCCUGUCAACAUGGGUAGCCUUCUAGAAGCAGUUUUACUGGAACGAUGUGAUGGCAAUAGAAACAUUCUCCACGCCUGCGUCUCCAGAAGCUUCCCAACAUCUGCCCACGAGCCAGGGGAAGCAGUUGAAUCUCAGGGUAGCAGUGUGUCUACGGCUACAGGUGCCCUUGGUAACAAGUUAGAGUCAAUUAAGGGUGCAGUAGAUGCUCUCGCCGCUGCCGUGGCAGCCGCUGCAGCAGCUGUUCGCUCAAGUGAUGGUGGUUCCGGCAAUUCACCUGCCACUAAUAAUACAGGCUCUGUGAGCAACAGUGGCGGGAAUGGGGGUGGUAACAGUGGGCAAGGAAGCAGUGCAGGGUCGUCAAGACUGGGUAUGCAUGAGAUGAUGCAGAGAGCUGUGACUGCGGCCAGAUCGGCGACAUCCUCCCUGGCAGGACUUGAUGUGGAAGAAGAUGCCCCAAUACCUACCUUGCACUGGCCACCAGACCCUCCAGAUUCGCGAGAUGACGAUGCAGGUCCGCCAUUAACUCCGGCUCCGUCAGGGACAAUUCCUUCACCAGCGCCAUCCACAGCAGCUGCUGCAGUAGGAGGAACCGGAGCAGCGGCAGCAGGCUCCAGCAAGUCUUCUGAACCAUUGUCGACACAGACUAAAGCUCUGAAGUGUCUGAAUCUGUUGUGUAAUAGCGCUGUAUUAGCGCCAUUCCUGUUGCAACUCAUGACAGCCAAGGAUACAGAUGGCUGCACCCCAUUCAUGGCUGCCGUUCGCGGCCGGUCCUACUAUCCUGCCCUCAAUCUGUUUGCCACUGCCAAGUACCUGGCGACUGGCCCAGACGGACAGAUUGACAGAAGUGUCCUGAUGUCCAUGCUGUGUCCAUCAGACAGUCACCCAGACGCCUCUCCUUUGCAUGUUCUCUGCUGUAAUGAUACUUGUUCGUUCACUUGGACCGGCACCGAGCACAUAAAUCAAGACAUCUUUGAAUGCCGCACUUGUGGUUUGACUGGUUCUCUCUGUUGUUGUACUGAGUGUGCGCGAGUUUGCCACAGAGGACAUGAUUGCAAGUUGAAAAGAACGGCACCCACUGCUUACUGUGACUGCUGGGAAAAGUGCAAGUGCCGUGCCUUGGUACCAGGCUCCCAGGCUGCUCGCACCCAGCUCCUUAAAAAACUUGUUUCAGAGACUGACCUAGUAAGCCGACCAAAUGGAAGAGGAGAGCAUUUGCUGUUAUUUUUGGCUCAAACAGUGGCUCGACAAACUGUGGAGCAGCGACAGUUCCGACCUCAUCGUACCACAACAGAUACACGUCCUAAAGCAAAGACCAAGACGCUUGGUGCAAGUGGAACGCCCUUGCCUCUCCCUGAACACGACUUGGAUCCUCCAAGGUUCGCGCGUAAGGCACUAGAGUUUAUUCUACAGGACUGGAGAGCUGUGAGUGCAAUGUUGAGAGAUGGUUGUCGUACGCCAGGAGAUGCCAGACCGCAUGCGCACGAGAGCAGUGGUUUGCCCGACGCUGGUGCAAGUCAACUGAUUCCUCUAACUGAACAAGAAGAUCGUCUUCAGAGUCAGCCCGGUACAGUCCGGCUGGAUGCAUUUACACACUGUCUUGUAGCCAAGUGCGGCCCAGAGAUCCUUGACCCUCUUCUAGUUACUCUGGUCAAUGCGAUUGAAAACUCAACCGAUCCUCACAAAUCUGAUGAACUGAGCCUGGCUCAGCGCUUUAUCAGAUCUGUAGCCAGAGUGUUUGUUGUCCUGUCAUCGCAAAUGGCUCCUGCUAAUGGCAAACGCAAAGUAGGUGUCGCGCAACCGUUGAUCAAGUGUCAGCGCAUUUUCCAGUGUCUUUCCACCAUUGCCAUUCCGGAACUUGUCCAAGUAGCCGAUGCAAUCUUAGCUCCAGUUCGGCUUGGCAUCUGUCGCCCAGCGCAACCAUUCAGUCUGUUGUCUUCUACACUAGAAGCUACUCAAGCCAGUGAGGAUUUAUUCACUGUGGAACCAUUACCAAUGAGACCCUCCACGCCUUCGGUGGAGGAAGCCGCCACUCAGGAGAGACCCAGUAUUCAUCGUGUGCGAACUCAGAGGCACAGGAGGAGGCAGACUGUUACUAUUCCUCGUGUGCAGGAACAGAGUGCUGUGCCUGUGGAAGGACCAGCUGUUGAUGGAGAAGAAGUAGAGGUUGUUGAAGGAGGAGAGAUGGAAACAGAGAGCCACGAAGAAGUAGGAGAUGAAGAAAUUGAAAGCGGAGCAGCUGGGAAUGAAUCUGAUAUGGAUUUGGAUUUACUUGCCGAGAGCGAGAGUGACAGUGAAGAGAGUCAGGUCGGUGAAGUGAACGUUGUUGAGAGUGUCCGCCGCAGUCGUGUCACAGGCUCACUAGUUGGUUCAGAUGGUAGCGCCAGCAUGCAUGGUGAACAUGUAGAGUUGUACUCUGAAGAGGAAUCAUCUACAGGAGAAGAGGAGGAAGAAGAAGAGGAAGAAGAAGAGGUGGUGGUGGAAACGUAUGAUAUACCUGAGAGUAUCGAGAACAGACCACCUACUGGAGGAGUUGACCCCAACGCUACCCCUCAUGCCAUGCAAUGGGCAAUACGAGCCAACAAUUCCCAGUCGAGAGCAGCAGGUAAUAGUGCAGCCACUCCGCAGCCCACCAGCGGUACAGGGUUUAUCUACGUUGAUUCCAGCUCACUCAGACGAAGUGGUGGCAACGCCGCAGCUGCUAGUACUGCAGCCUCUAGUGAAGUAACUGGGACCAGUGGUGCACUUAGUAUGAGUAACUCUGCCAGUGCACUGGCGCGGGCCUUUGGUAUUGUUGUCCGGGAGGUCACCGACCUGCUCAACAUCGCUCAGGACCCGUCUGCCCUCCCUGCAGACAGCCUAACACCUACCCCAUCGGCCUUAGCAGAGAUUAAUGUACUGGCAGACCAGCAGCUUCAAGCGGCUUGGAACUGGCUGGCAGUGGUGUUGGAUUGCACUGAAGCUCAGCUUAGGUUUGGGUUGUCUCUGUCAGCAGCUACCGACCCCUCCCACCCCUCCCAUCCGCUUCACGAGUUUCAUCCUAAAGCCAACAAAGACAGGAGAACACGGGAAGACCCAACGCUUCUGAGAGCUUUGGAGAACAAAAGGAAAAGAUCUGUGGUCAGACGUAAACAUGGAGCGACCAGUAGUAACCUGGACACUGGUCGACAAGACUUCUUGGUGUACGUUCUUUCCCUUUUGAGAGGCCAUUCAAACGAGCACGGAGACUCCCUACCCAAACUGGAUGUGUCCUCCUUGCGCCAUGUUGCCUAUGUUCUGGACGCUCUAGUUUACUACAUACGUAAUAACCCAAACGCCAGUUCUCAGGCGAACCGAUCCAGUGCAGAGAAGACUGUUACCACUGACACACCCAACGAUGAAGAAGGUGGUGAUGAUGUCGAUGAUGAAGAUAGUGCGAGUUUUAAGAGGGACGCCGAUGAAUAUGAAGAUGAUACAGAUCAUGUUGAGGAUGAACCUAUGCCCACUCCUACCUUACCUGGAAAUUUGCACAGCUUCUUUGUGCGAACUGACUCCACCACCGUACUAGGCUGCACCCCUCCGGACCCGUACCAGGCUCCUGUAGAGGAAGCCUUACCUCUUGCCUCUCAGCCACACCUUUUGCACCCCACAGCACGCAGAGAGCAGAUGUUUGGUACUAUACAAGAGCAUUCAGACAGUGGCCGCGGCGGUGCACCUAUGGUCAGCAGCAUGGCUUUGUCGAGGGAAGGUUCUGAAUCAGUGGUCUUUACUACAAGACCAACCAGCGGUGCCGCCACGGGACAGCUCUGGUCUGCAAUGGACGUGAACAUGACAGAAAGUGAGUCUUCAGUUGAACCCUCAACGUCAGGUGGCAAAAUUUCCGAAUCUACUGUUAAUCCCACGGCAUCCACCUCUUCUUCCAAACCUGUCAUCUGUAAUGGAACUUCUGCUAACUCCCUGUUGGGCCGCUGGAGGUUGUGUGUGGAGUUAUUCGGCCGGGUAUUUCUGGAAGACGUUGGAUCCGAGCCUUCGUCUGUAUUGAACGAGUUAGGCAGGUUUGAUGUGAAAGAGACCAAGUUUAGGCGAGAGAUGGAGCGGCUUAGGAACUCCACCCAGCGUGACUUGACUAUUGAGGUUGAACGCGACCGUGCCUCUCUCAUUCAACAAACCAUCAGACAGUUAAACACACAGUUUGGCCGGCGCUGUCCCAGGUCUCGACCAAUGACUAUACACCGUGUUAAGGUGACAUUCAAGGACGAACCAGGGGAGGGGAGCGGUGUGGCGAGAAGUUAUUACACUGCAGUUGGUGAAGCGUUCCUUUCUGGAGAAAAGCUGCCAGCUCUUGAUAAUAGCAGAAGUAUAGCUCAGCGUAUCAGACGCGCAACAAGUUACCGAUACAAGCGAGAUCGUGAUCGUGAACGUGAUGCAAGAAGACAGCUGUCAGCCGAUGCACGAGCUUUUCAUUUCAGUGGCGGCAGCAGCACUGGUGAUGGAGAGGAUCCCGAUGGUGACCCACUGCCGUACCACAGGCAGUCUUUAGGAGAGAGGCUGUAUCCUCGAGUCCAUGCCUUGCAGCCUUCUCUGGCCAGCAAGAUCACCGGCAUGCUUCUCGAGCUUUCUCCUGCUCAGCUACUUUUACUGUUGGCCAGUGAAGACACAUUGAGGCAGAGAGUGGAGGAAGCUGUUGAGUUACUUCUUGUGUCUGGAAGGCUCUACGAAAUGGAGUAUUGGAUGUGAUUCCCUUAUCUGCAUUUGAUAACCUGACAGCUGAAGAUUUCCGCCUGUUGUUGAAUGGUUGUGGUGAGGUGAACGUACAACAGUUGACGAGCUACACUUGUUUUAACGACGAGACUGGAGGUGCUGGAGCUGAAAAGUUGCUCAAGUUCAAGAAGUGGUUUUGGUCCAUUGUUGAAAAGAUGAGCAAUUCGGAUAGACAAGACUUGGUCUAUUUUUGGACAUCAAGCCCAGCACUCCCUGCCAGCGAGGAAGGUUUCCAACCUAAACCAUCGGUAACAGUCAAACCUGCGCAUGAUCAUCAGCUUCCCACUGCUAAUACGUGUAUCUCCCGGCUGUACAUACCACUCUACUCUUCACGUGCUAUUCUUAAAAGCAAGCUUCUACUGGCUAUCAAGACCAAAACGUUUGGAUUUGUAUAAGAGAUAUCUGACAAGUGUUGACCAGUGCAACCAUAAACAGAAGAGAAUGGAAGCCAAGGGAAUGAACAUGAAGGAAUCAGUCAUCCCUUAGAAAUCUCCCGCUCCGUUUCAUUCUUUUGAUUUAGACAAUUUCAAAGUGUUAUCCCUUAGCACCUACCACUAAUAUUCACAUUCUUCUAAUGAUACUUACAAGGAGAAUUUGUUUAACAAUCAGGACCUUCUUGAAUCAGUGAUCAUUUCCAUAAUUCUCAUAACCUUUAUAAUUAAUUCAAGGGUGAUACUUGUAAGGAGAAGUUAGAAGCCAGUUUCUCUAAGGCGAUAAAGUGAGAUCUUUCCGCAUAGUAGAUCGUCAACCGUGCUGUUUAUAAAUUGUAUUAAGAAACACCAAUAAAGAAUUAGUUGAAAUUGUG
Molecule: messenger RNA, 8258 nt
Organism: Pocillopora damicornis (cauliflower coral)
Lineage: Eukaryota; Metazoa; Cnidaria; Anthozoa; Scleractinia; Pocilloporidae
Product: E3 ubiquitin-protein ligase UBR5
Biological process (GO): positive regulation of canonical Wnt signaling pathway; protein polyubiquitination
Cellular component (GO): nucleus; cytoplasm
Molecular function (GO): ubiquitin binding; zinc ion binding; RNA binding
Source: RefSeq, a predicted model, not a curated record